CAAUCUUCGGCUGUCUCCGCCCACAGGAGCGCUCGCCGCGGAAUGCUGCUCUGAUUCCAGCGCGGUGGAAAGCAAGUUCCUCAGAGAUGGAGCGAGUGCUGAGGCGCUGAUAUCUGCACUUUUAUCCAUGAUAUUCAACGCGAAAAGGACGUUCAGUUGACGCGGACCUGCCAAGAACUUCCCCAUCUUCCAUAUUCGUGCGGAAUUAAAACUUUUACGGCUCGAUUUCGUCAACUUUUUAUUUGUUUUUUUCCCCUCCGGGUGAAAAUGCCGCAGCCCUCUCGCGCCGUGAGCUUCGUGCUGCUCGUGUUUCACGUUACGGGAUUAACAGCGAUUAACGGAGGCUCGGAUCGAUCGGAACCGGAGCCGUGUCCGUCUGGGUGCUCGUGUGCGGGAUAUUUAGCGGACUGUAGUGGAUUAAAACACGGCAGGAUCGCGGAGAGGCUCCCCGCGCGGAUCACGCGUCUGGAUCUGAGCCAUAACAAGUUACGCACGUUUCCUGAAGCGCUGCUCGCCAGUCUGCCGCAGCUCAGCAAAAUAAAACUGAGUAACAACGAGUUCGAGUCGAUCCCGGAUUUGGGCCCAAACGCUGGAAACCUCAGCAGUCUGAUUCU
This is a messenger RNA of Sinocyclocheilus anshuiensis, 614 nucleotides long. Its product is annotated as leucine-rich repeats and immunoglobulin-like domains protein 3. The record is from RefSeq and is a predicted model, not a curated record. NCBI's taxonomy places the organism in Eukaryota, Metazoa, Chordata, Actinopteri, Cypriniformes, Cyprinidae. The annotation marks the transcript as partial. Gene Ontology annotation, molecular function: protein binding. The transcript is spliced from 3 exons.